Molecule: messenger RNA, 1866 nt
Organism: Phycomyces blakesleeanus NRRL 1555(-)
Lineage: Eukaryota; Fungi; Mucoromycota; Mucoromycetes; Mucorales; Phycomycetaceae
Exons: 3
Coding region: 13-1866 (617 amino acids)
Biological process (GO): protein dephosphorylation
Molecular function (GO): protein serine/threonine phosphatase activity
Source: RefSeq, a predicted model, not a curated record
CUCAAAGCUAGCAUGAAACACACGAUUGACACAGAACUUAGCCAAUUACAGAUUUCAGAUACAUUGAGAAAAAAUGCUUCCUUUAUGAAAAUUAUAGCUGCACUUUUUUACCAUGGUAACCAACCCAUGAGUGCAGCCCAAUUAGUAAUGGCUGUUCGAAGCAUGAAACUUUUGGCAUUAAAGGGCGAAACUCCGAAAAGUACCGUACAAGGCAUCAUAUCUUUUUCACGCAAGACAGCUAGACAGCUCGAAGAAGAAGAUCCUUUUGAUAUUGACAAGGACGAGUCCGGACGAUGGGUUACAUAUCGUAUUGCCUCGACUGUACUUAAUGGUACCACAUUGCCAGAUAUCAAAUGCAUCCCUCAAGAGCCAGUCACAAUACAACCCUCUUCAGACAGCUCCGAUCCUAUGGAAGAAGAUGAGAAAGAAAAUGGAGAGUUGGAAUUGAGCGGUAAAAGACAGAGAAGAACACCAGUAUUUUACUCUCCGGAAACAGCAGUACGGACAGAUCGACGAAGAUCAAGAAUAAAUAAAACACGGGCAAAGCCUAUUCAUCGCAAAGCUCCCGUAGACAAAGAACCAACGGUAGAGAAAUCACCCGAGGUAGUGGAUGAGACAAUCCUAAGCUGGUCUUUGGACUCAUGCCCUCCCGAAUAUACUGGAUGCAUUGAACCGAUACGUAAAGAGUACGGCAUUGCAACACAAUUUGCAGCAUCACAGCAAACAGGAUAUUCUUAUCCACGAUUCAGAUCUCAAGAAAAAACCAAAAUUCGAAAAUCACACUGUGAAGAUAAGUUCAAAGUAGCAGAAGUUAUCCUACCAAUCAACAAUACACAAGUUUCUGUGGGACGCAUGUUUAUCCUGGCAGAUGGACACGGCGGCCAUGGGUGUGCCGAAUUCUUUGUUGAAAAGACACCUGCAGCAGUACGAAAACUCUGUGCUCAUUAUUCGCCAGAGAACUUCAGCAGCAAAAGCAUUCAUAUUUGUUUUGAGCGUGAUAUUAAACUGAUGGUGAAUGAGUUAGACGAAGAAUAUCUCAGGCUCAAGCGUACACAGCUCCAACAUAAUGGUCAAGGGGACAAUGAUGGAUGUACAUUAAUAAUUAACAUAUUCUUUGGAGAUUGGAUGAUCAAUGUAAAUGUGGGUGAUUCAAGGACUGUUCUAAUGGAGAAACCAUCUGUUGGGAAAGAUGUACAGUCAGGCAGUGAUUGUGCCAUGGAAGUGAUAUUUGCAUCCCAAGAUCAUAAACCGUAUUUAGAAUAUCUUGCAAGAGAAAUUAUUGAACACGGAGGAGAAUUUGUCGAUGCUGUCCAGAAUAGGGUGAUCAAAGUAGAUUUUGAUACUUUGAAAGAUAAAUGCAAUCGUACGGCCCGUCGCAUAUCUUUAAAGCAUGCCCGGAUUCGGCCGCGAGAUCAUCCUGGUAUUAUACAAUGCGAUCCAUUUCCAGAGCCAAAGAAGAUCAAAAACCCCUUUGAAAAGAUACGUUCAAGAGAGGCCAAAGUUCCUUCCCUUAACGUAGCUCGAUCGUGUGGUGAUCUUGACUUCAAGAUGGACGACUCCAGCAAAAUCAUUUCGUGUGAGCCAGACGUCAAAUUUUUCAGGAUCGCUCGUAACGGGAUUCGAGAAAAAAAGAAUUUUUUAUUUAUGAGCACAGACGGUACAUUUGAUUAUAUGUAUGAAAAAUCUGCAGAUCGACAAAAUAAGGCCAUCGCACGUACACUCAGUCCCUUGCUUACUCCUACAAUUACCAAUGAAUCAUUACUCUACACUACCCGUUUAUUUGCUAAUCGAGAGAGCCGCCAUGGUUUUUAUGAUUCAACUCUCCAGGAUUAUGACGACUGUACUGUUAUAUUGAUAGAAGUAUAA